AUGGCAGAUACCAAGAUCGAAAUACAGAAGUUUGCAAACAAGGAUGGGGAGUACAAGAGGAUGCAAUCGGUGUUCAGAAACACCAUCUCCAAAGACGGGCCACAUCUCCCAGAGGCCAACAGAUACCACCUCUAUGUGUCGUACGCAUGUCCGUGGGCGCACCGCACGCUUAUCGCUCGGCUCACGAAGGGCUUGGCCGGGAUCAUCGGGGUGACCGUUGUCCACUGGCACAUGGACAACAACGGGUGGCGGUUUGGUACAGAGGAGGAGAGCAAGACCGAGUCGAGGGAUUCCACACCGGAGCCAUUGUACGGUUUCCACCGGUUGAAGGAGCUCUACUACAAGGCAAACCCCGAGUACCAGGGCCGCUUCACCGUCCCGGUGUUGUGGGACAAGAAGCUGGAGACGAUUGUGAACAACGAGAGCUCGGAGAUCUUGCGGAUCUUCAACACAGAGUUCAACGCGUUGGUGCCUGAGGAGCAGGCUGCGAUCGACCUCUACCCGGAACCGCUACGGGCGCAGAUCGAUGAGCUCAACGAGUGGAUCUACCCAAACAUCAACAACGGGGUCUACAAGACCGGGUUUGCCACGAAGCAGGAGCCCUACGAGAAGGAGGUGACAAACUUGUUCAACUACCUCGACAAGCUAGAAGAGCUAUUGAAGGCGAGACACGACAAGUGCGAGGAGUACUUGCUGGGCACCCUGCUAACCGAAGCAGACAUCCGCCUAUUCACGACCUUGGUCCGGUUCGACCCGGUCUACCACCAGCACUUCAAGUGCAACAUCAGGAUGAUCAGACACGACUACCCGCACAUCCACCGCUACUUGAGAAACCUCUACUGGAAAGAUGACGUCUUCAAAAGCACCACCCACUUCGACCACAUCAAGUUCCACUACACCAAGUCCCACCCGCAGAUCAACCCACACGGAAUCACCCCAUUUGGGCCUUUGCCAAACAUUAUGCCUCUAUACCCAUGA
Messenger RNA from Pichia membranifaciens NRRL Y-2026, 978 nucleotides. RefSeq lists its product as hypothetical. Gene Ontology annotation, molecular function: glutathione transferase activity. Gene Ontology annotation, cellular component: cytoplasm. The transcript has a single exon. NCBI's taxonomy places the organism in Eukaryota, Fungi, Ascomycota, Pichiomycetes, Pichiales, Pichiaceae. The coding region runs from base 1 to 978 and encodes 325 amino acids. The record is from RefSeq and is a predicted model, not a curated record.